UUCACUUCUUCUCUUCCCAAAUCCCUUAAGGACGGUGGUUAGGCUGACUUAGUGCUAGUGGGAGUGCUAAGUGCCGGCGCGGUUGCUUAGAAAGGUCUAAGGCGGUGACAAACUGCUAACCUUCUCGAUAGCAUACAAAAUGAAUCGUGAGACAAAGAACAUCAAAGAAGAACACCAAGAUCAAAGCAGUAAUUGAUCAAUCAAUGUGUUGAAGAUAUCUCAAGAAUGAAGAUUGAUCGACGCAUUGGAACAAUCUCAAGUAUCAAGAAAAGAAAGAAGACAUGAAGAAUAUAAUGUGUAUACAAUUGUAUACACGCACACACUUGCAUUACAAUGUGCAUUUAGAAGACCUUAGACAAAUGACCAAAAUGCCCCCAAAAGGUUCCCAAAAUAUUGGAAAAGGCAAACCAAGAAACAUAGUCAAAACAGCCUCAAGAACCAAUCUAGAUUCACUUUUAGUGUAAUCCAGAUCAGAAGUCCCAAUCCAAAUUGCACUGUCUAUCAAAAACUGACACACAGAGGCAUCCGAAUUCAGUAAGACUGAAUCUGGAUGGGAUUCAAAAAUUUGGAUUAAUCCGGAUUGAAAAAUCUCCAAUCUGGAGAUCUGGAUCAUGACAAAACUCAAUCUCUCAAUGGUCAUAUAACGACUAUAUUGAAUCCAGAUCAAGGAUAGAGAAAAAUAGAUCCGUUGGAGGAGUUUCUUGUCCUCUUUUUAGUCAUUCUUUUAGCUAUAAAUAACUUCUCUUAGGCAUAGAUUUAGACACCUCUUCACACAGCUAUCUGAGCUAUAAUCAAUCAUUAUUACUUCAAAAGAAAGAGAGAUUGAGAAGAGAUAAUAGUUUCUGACAUUCAAGUCAUUGAGAAGCUUCAAAGUGCAACCAAGCUCAUUCAUUGCAUUCAUUCACUUGCACACUUACACAAUAGUUUUUAUUCUAUACGGGUAACAUUGUUCAACUCUUGUAAUUUACAUUUUCAUUUACUUUUUUACUUUUGGUUCUCUUGUCGGUACUCAAGAGUGUAUUGAGUUGCUCUUGCUUGGACUCAAGAGUGGGUUACACUUGACCCGAAAGUAAGACGUUAUAAAAGCUUGUUUCUUGCCUGGUAAAAGAAAUAACUAGUGAAAAUCUCUCAAGAAGUAUUGAGAGGAGUAGAUGUAGAUUUGGUUAGAAGUCAAACUACUAUAAAAAUCCUCGUGUCUUGACUUUUGAUUUCAUACAUUAAUUUCACAUUUUGUCUAAAUUAGAAAAAAUUGAAAAAUUGUCAAGUACUCUCGAGAAAAACCUAUUCAUCCCCUUCUAGGUGUUUUUAACAAUUGGCAUCAGAGCGGGAGCUCAAAACCGACUUAAAGAUCCAUGGCAUCUCAACACCAACAAAUUGAAGGUCUUAACACAUCAAAACCUCCAUAUUUUAAUGGUGAAGGUUUUACCUACUAAAAAAAUCAAUUCACAAACUUUGUUUGUUCUCAUAGCUUGGAUGUAUGAGAGAUAUUUGAGGAAGGGCCAUACAAAGUCUAUAAGAAAGUAGGAGAUGAAAUUGUAGAAAAAGAAAAGAAAGAAUGGACAGCUAAAGGCAAAAUUAAAAUUCAGUAUAAUUUCAAAGCUAUUACAUUCCUUCAAUAUGCACUAAGUGAGCAGGAAUUUAAUAGAACUUCAAUGUGUGUGUCAGCCAAAGAAAUGUGGGAGAAACUUAUCGUGACUCACGAAGGAACUUUGAAAGUUAAGAAAGUAAACAUUGGCUGACUCAGACAUGAGUACGAAAGCUUUAGAAUGCAUAAGAAUGAAUCUAUCUUUGUUAUGUUUUCUCGUUUUACUAACAUUGUGAACAAGUUGAAAGCCUUGAACAAAGAUUACACUCAGGAGGAGAAAGUAAUGAAGGUGCUACACUCAUUGCCCAAGAAGAAAUGGAGGCCAAUGGUGACAGCCAUCCAAAACACUCAAGAUUUAGAAAACUUGAGCCUAGAUGAACUCAUGGGGAUGCUACAAACUCAUGAAGUAGAACUUCAAGAUGAUGAUUUGGAAGAACAAGAAGAAUCAAGAGAAACAAGAAAGAAUGCAAUAGCUCUUAAAAUGACACACGGGUCAGAUAAAGAGGAAAGUGAAGACGAACAAAUACUACUCCUAUCUCGUCACUUCCACAAGUUCUUAAAAUCGAAGAAAGGAAGAAAACUCAACAAAGGACAACCCUCUAGAGAUAAUAAAGGUAAGAACUACUCCAAUGAGAAAUCUAAUGAAGUAAUUUGCUAUGAAUGUAGAAACUUGGGUCACAUCAAACCCGAUUGUCCAAAUCUCUUAAAGGAAGAAAAGAAAAAGAAGGCCUACAAAGCCGAAGAAACUUGGGAUGACUCAUCCGAUAGUAGUGAUGAAGAAUCGGGUGAUGAACAUACUUAUCUCGUCUUGAUGGCUGCAUCUGAUCAAGAAGAAGAUAAGGUAAACUCCACAAACUUUGAUAGUGUGAAUUCUAUUUGUGAAGAAAAUAUUGAAUUUGAUGAAUUUUAUGAUGCUUUUCAAGAAUUAUAUGAAAACAACAAAAAGAUAGUGAAAGAGAAGAAGGCAUUAGGAAAGCAAAUAGAUAAUCUCCAAUUUACCUUGAAUGAGCUCACCACUUAUGUGAGAGAGCAAGAAAAUGAAAUUAAAGGUCACUUGGAGACUAUUGAAAAAUUACAAAAAAAAAAAAAAAAAAAAAGAUCUCUCACAAGGAAAUGCCAAAUUAACUUCAACCCUAAAAACCUUUACUACAGGUCAAAGAACCCUUGACACCCUAUUGGGAACACCUCGAAGAGAUGUUCACAACAAGGAAGGCCUUGGAUACAAAGGAUCCACCUCUAAAUCCAAGGAAAAGGAAAAGACCAAUCCACCUCUAAAGAAACCUCAAACCAAUUAUGCCUAUAAAUAUGCAAGAAAAUAUAGUCAUGAUCCACAACGACCACAAAGGUUCUCAAAACCUCAAGGUCAACAGUUGAACCAAUGGAAUAGAUAUAAUAGACCUUAAACAUACAAAUCAAAUGAUUAUUACAAUAAUAGGUUCUAUAAACCUCAACCACCAAGGAAUAACACUAGAGCACCACACUAUUUAAAAAAUUCCCAAUCCUAUAGCAACCAUACCCAAAACAAAACAAGGACCAUAUGGGUACCAAAAGGAUUUUUUGACUCUAAAUUCAAUGGAUCCAAUUGGGGACCAAUGCAUUGUUGAUUGUGUUUUUGAUAGAUAUGCUUGAAGAGCAAAAGGAUCUUAAAUGGUAUAUUGACAGUGGCUGCUCCAAGCAUAUGACCGGAAACUCCAACUUAUUCUCAAAAAUCAAAAGGCAUGAUGGAGGAUGGGUGACUUUUGGAGACAAAGGGAAAGGAAAAAUCAUUGGCAAGGGCUCUAUCAACAUAGGAGGACAGAGACACACGUACAACGUGACCACAAAUGAGUGAUCCCCGGAAGCAUACUCUGGACUCUUCUAUCCAUGUACAACCGAGGUUAUAGGAUCAUGCACAAAAAAGAUGCUAAAUGGGAGGAUCCAAUGCAAUCUAGACACUGGUUUACCCAUGGAUCGAUUCACAUGUGGUCAAGGGCAGGAUGGAAAGAAGUUUUACUGAAGUAAUUAAGGGAAAAUGAGGAAUUUCACUUCAAUUUAGAAGUUUGACGAAGAGAUUGAGCAACGAAGAAGAAUCAGACACGCGAGGACUUGUGUAAGUGUAUGGGCAUAAUGGUAAUUUUGAAAGAUGAGGAGUUCGUCAAAACAUAUUGGAUAUUAGGCUCGUUGCAUUCAUAAUUUAAGAUGAUGCAUCUUUAAUUCUCGGUUCAAGUCUUUCCAAGGUCAGGAUGGAGAGAUAUAGCCCAAAAACCAUUUUGGGCUAAGCUAGAAUUUAAGUUGAAUUUUAGAAUUUUAAAAAAUUAACUAUAUUAUCUCUCUCCUCUCUCCUAUAUGUAACUCUCUAUUUCCAAAUCCUAUUGCCUCUUACUUUCA
Macadamia integrifolia is the source of this 3952-nucleotide messenger RNA. RefSeq names its product ecto-NOX disulfide-thiol exchanger 2-like. NCBI's taxonomy places the organism in Eukaryota, Viridiplantae, Streptophyta, Magnoliopsida, Proteales, Proteaceae. The record is from RefSeq and is a predicted model, not a curated record. Gene Ontology annotation, molecular function: zinc ion binding; nucleic acid binding. The transcript is spliced from 3 exons. Bases 1767 to 2753 code for a protein of 328 amino acids.